Messenger RNA from Rotaria sp. Silwood2, 282 nucleotides. NCBI's taxonomy places the organism in Eukaryota, Metazoa, Rotifera, Eurotatoria, Philodinida, Philodinidae. The record is from the annotation of a GenBank genome assembly.
AUGUCGUCAUCAACUAACAUUAAGUCAACAAAUCCUCGUCGUUAUGCAUGUAUUACGGAUAAGGGAUGCAUUAUAUUGGCAGCUUCAUUUUCGUUAGUUGUUUUGUUAAUUUGUAUUGUAUUUAUUGUUGCAUGCCGUAAAAAACGACAUCUAAAUCGUAUUCAUUCAGUACAAUGCUCCAGUGUACAACAGAAUGAUUAUAAUUCACACUCGUCUGAUCCACCUCCAUAUAACUGGUAUUCAGAAUCACCACCGCCACCAUAUAAUCAAGUUAAAGUUUGA